UAUGGUCCCAAGGCCCCGAGGCUGUGGGCCUCCACUUGGGGGCUUCAAAACUCUUCGCUCUUCAUGGGACCCCAGCUGGUGAAACAAACCCCAUUUACUCUCCUGCGCUGCCUCGGCCGCCAUUAUGGACCUUGGCGGAGACUCAGCCCCUCUCUGCCAUAAUUAACAGCACCGAUGCCACAACAAUUAUUGCCCCGCGCCGCACAUACGCCAUGAAUGAGAUGAGCUAAUGGGAGCGAAAGAACAGAUGUUUCCAAGUCCAGACUUCCCGGGCCCGGGCCACCUCUUCCAGUUCCACCGAAAGGACCCCAAGGCGAUCCCAGGCCAGCUGUGAGACAUAAUCCCAGUUGUAAUUGCUUGAGCCGAACAAAAUUGUUCUGCACAAUAGAAACCUACAAAGGCUGACUGAGGAGAAAUCUCUGGUGCCACGUGUGCCGUGCAGCAGAGCAACCUGUUGCAUUGUGUCCAUCUACCGCUGGGCCACACCGAGCCAAAAGCACCAAGAAUGUAGUCUGGGUUUGUGCCUGAGCCACAAUCCUCAACUGAAUCAAGAAAUCAUCGCUACACAGACAUUACCAGAGGCGAGAAAGAGGGAUGAAACAGUAGUGUGGUACCCAUGGACCAUCAACAACAAGUAUUACACAGCAGAUGUCAGCCUGUGUGUUGUACCAAGCACUUUCCAAAUGUCUUCAGAGAUUGCACAAACCAUGCAGGCUUUCAUAGCCUAUGUUAAUAGCACAAAGAAAGAUGGUCUGGAGAAGCUCCGUCCAUGGAUAGCAGUAGUGGAAGACAUUGCUCCAGAGGUGCUCAUUUUAGUGUGUGACAGAGUUUGUGAAGAUGGUAUUACGAGACAUGAAGCACAGCAGUGGUGUUUGAGGCACGGCUUUGAGCUGGUGGAGCUCAAUCCUCAGGAGUUGCCUGACGAAGAUGAUGACUUCCCAGAAUCCACAGGAGUAAAGAGAAUUGUCCAGGCUCUCAAUGCAAAUGUGUGGUCCACUGUGGAGAUGAAGGAUGGACACAAUCAGGGCUUUGGUCUCAUGAGUAGUUUGGUGGCUGCUCGACACAACAACCCUCGUAAAUGUCAAGAGCCGCAAUCUUCCAGUCUGCCAGCAGAGGGCACUCUUGUUCAUGAAGUGGUUCACCAUACAGAGAGAACCAACUCUCAAGAUAAUACAGUUGUCGAUGCAAUGACAAAUUUAGACAUUCAGGAGCUUGCAAAUCUCACCGCGGGAGAUGCAGAUGUGGAUAACUUUGAGCGCCUCUUCACCAAAUUAAAAGAAAUGAAAGACAAAGCAUCAUCAUUACCACAUGAGCAGAGAAAGGUCCACGCAGAGAAGGUAGCAAAAGCCUUCUGGACAGCUAUCGGUGGUGAUGAUGAUGAGAUAGACGGGCUAUCAUCCGGUGAAGAAAGCUAACGGAAGUGUUACCCAGUCGACAUAUCUCCUACUUUUCAUGGCUCUCCUGCAAGAUCCGGCGCCCACCUUAAAUGGAUGCUUAAAAACCUCUAAAGCAGACAUGCUCAUGGACUACUGUAGGCAGGCCGGGGUCCUUCCAAAACACAUCCAACAUCCUGUUGGGGAGAGAAGAGAGGCAAUAAAUGGACCCUCAGACAUGGGUCAUCCAGUGCAAAUAACGGAUUUUUUUCCCCUUUGGGUGCAUUUGUCACAAUUAUCUUUUAAGUGACAUGACUUGCCUUACGUUAAGAUUAAUAGUCAAACUAUGAAUAUUCUGUUGAGUCAACAUAAAGAUGUCUUGUGUGAAUAACUUUUUGUUUUCAAUAUUAUUACUGUAUAGGCCCCAUUUUAACUUUUGUUUUUUGAUCAUGGUGUCAACAUCAGUGAUAUAACUGGUAUAUUACAAUAAAAAUUAUAUAGUGUA
This is a messenger RNA of Doryrhamphus excisus (bluestripe pipefish), 1878 nucleotides long. The record is from RefSeq and is a predicted model, not a curated record. Lineage: Eukaryota; Metazoa; Chordata; Actinopteri; Syngnathiformes; Syngnathidae.